CAUGAGCUGCGACAGGGGUCAGAAAACCUCUCGCCUGCAAUCAGGAAACAACUUCCUGGAGCUAUUGCCUUUAUAAACUGGAUAACGAAGGACAUCUGGAACUCCAGAGAGGUGUGGGUGGGGGGGGUGAAUAAGUCCUCGACGAUGACUGGUUAAAGGCUUUCAGCAGUGAUUCUCUUGAGAUUUCUGGCUGAACGUUGAUUCACUGCAGGUGCGACUUCAUUUCGUCCUGAGGUAAAAAAAAAAAAACCCGGAGCAAAUGUGAUGACGCGCAUCUCGCAUUUCACUGCAGUCUGUCUGGCAUCUGCUCAUCACUGAGGUUCCUUUGCAUCCUGCAAGUUUACAGCUUCAAAGCACAGACCAGUCUUUCAUAGGUGGGUUGUUUGUCUGGCUGAAAAGCAAACAAGGUUGUAGUUGUGCAUUAUUGAUGUGAGAGGUGAGGGAGUUAAUUUUCUUCAAAAUUAGAGAAGGUGGAAGAGAGACAGAUAAACAGAGGCAGCUUCAGGCGGUAAACACGUCCCGUCCAGAGCCACCUCUCACCUAAACACCACCAGGCAUAAAUCAGCGCUGUGUUUGUCUCUGGGGACUCUGCAGACAAACUGGAGCAAGUAGGAGAAGCUCUGGUAACAGGAGCAAAGACCACCUGAAUCACAAGCGUAUUUGUGAGUUAGUUAGUCCGCAGACGAAGCACAGCCAUGGCCUCAGACGUCUUCUACAGCCUCUCCUUUCUUUGCAGCGAGAUGAGCAGCAGCAUCUCCUUCCAGCAGCACACUGGGUCCACCUCCAGGCCCCAGCGGCCUUUCCUCCACCUCAGGACCCUGCUCCUCCUGCUCUCUCUCUACCUGUGGAGCCAGCAGGCCGAGGCCGUGGUCCAGUCCAGCUUCAAACGGCUCAGCAGCCGCGAGAAGAAGGAGAUGCAGAAGGAGUUUCUGUCCAUCCUGGGUCUGCCUGGGGAGGAGGAAGGGAAUGAAAUCAUUGUAAACGGACCUGGCAUGGGGAGGUUUGGAGGGGCAGACAGAUUGGUGCAGGUCAGCUACGCUGCUCUGCCGACCCUCAGCACGCACACGCCGCCGCUGGGGACCGUGGUCACCGAGGCCGACACCGUGAUGAGCUUCGUCAACCUGGUGGAGCAGGAGCGUGACCUUCUGCAGCCUCGUCCCUACUGGAAGGAGUUUCGCUUCGACCUGACCCCCCUCCCUCAGGGUGAGGCAGUGACAGCAGCAGAGUUUCGUAUCUAUAAGACCCUGACGAUGGGCCAGAGGGCAAACCGAACACUGCACAUCUCCGUCUACGAGAUCCAGCGAGAAAACAGACACAGAGAGGCUGAGCUGGUGCUCCUGGACAUGCAGUCGGUGCCUGCGGGACAGGAGGGCUGGCUGGCCUUCGACGUCACCUCGGCCUCCAACCACUGGCUCCUCCACCCCCGCAGCAACCUGGGCAUACGCCUCUAUGUGGAGACAGAGGAAGACCGCUCCCUGUCUGCAGGCUGGAUCGGGCUGGUGGGGCGCAGGGGUCCUCGCUCCAAGCAACCCUUCAUGGUGACAUUCUUCAGGGAGAGCCAAGUCCCUUGUCGGCCACCGCGAGCUGUCAAGCCCCACCCCCGCAAGAAGAAACCCAAAUAUGACCUCCCAGUCCCCAGCAUCCACAAUCGGAGUCCCACCAACAACGUAGGCGAGCCCUGUAAGAAACACGAGCUCUAUGUCAGCUUCAGUGACCUGGGCUGGAAGGACUGGGUACUGGCUCCCACCGGAUAUUCAGCGUACUACUGUGAUGGAGAGUGUUUUUAUCCUCUGGGCUCCUGCAUGAACGCCACCAACCACGCCGUCAUCCAGCAAGUGGUCCACCUCCUGAAGCCUGACGAGGUUCCCAAGGCGUGUUGCGCCCCCACCAAGCUCAGCCCUAUCUCCGUCCUCUUCUAUGAUGACAACAACAACGUCAUCCUCAAAAGGCAUCGUAACAUGGUGGUUAAGACAUGCGGGUGUCUAUGAGACUCAGGUUCUGCAGUCACAGGUGUCCAGUGGACGGGUCAGACACAAACUCUGCAGGAACCUUAAAAGUUGGCAAACAGCUUGGAUGACAAACACACCAGAAAUCUAAUUGAACACAUCGGCCAUAUGAUUGACGGCUGAUUUACAAUCAGUGCCAACUGUCUUUAAUCGGUUUUAGGAGUUAAAAGUUCACUGAGGCUUUAAUGCUUUUUCUUAAUUACAGCAUUUUCUCAGGCUUGGCUGUUUAUGUUUAUAAUGCUGCAUAUUCCAGUUAUGCUCAAGGUUUUUCUGCAAAACAAAGUGAAAUAUCGAAGUCUGUGCCUUUAAACAAACACAUCAGCAUCAUGAAGUUAAGGUGGAUAUCAGAACAUUUUUCUAUUGUACAGUAUUUCAGGUUUUUUUGUCUUAGGAACAAAGGAUGUUUUAUUCUGAAACUGGCAGAAUGUGACAUUAGGUUUAUUCUUUACAAGCAGGAAAUCGACAGCAAUACUGUUGUUGCAACUCGGAUUUAUAU
Molecule: messenger RNA, 2502 nt
Organism: Monopterus albus (swamp eel)
Lineage: Eukaryota; Metazoa; Chordata; Actinopteri; Synbranchiformes; Synbranchidae
Gene: bmp8a
Product: bone morphogenetic protein 8a
Exons: 8
Coding region: 696-1988 (430 amino acids)
Cellular component (GO): extracellular region
Molecular function (GO): cytokine activity; growth factor activity
Source: RefSeq, a predicted model, not a curated record